AUGCAGCUCCAGGCUUCCUUAUCGUUUUUCCUGAUCCUCGUCUUCUGCCAACAUCUCUACUCAGAACCAAAUCAAGUGUCCAGGAAGCCCUUGCCAUCUAUAUGCAACCUUCCUAUGGAUAAAGGCGCGUGCCGAGCCCUCAUGGUGCGAUGGUACUAUAAUACCAAAUCUGGCAAGUGUGUGAAGUUUAACUAUGGAGGCUGUGGAGGCAAUGAAAACAACUUCCUGAGCAGAGAUCAAUGCCGGUUAGCCUGCAGACGUGCCUGA
Messenger RNA from Cricetulus griseus (Chinese hamster), 267 nucleotides. Lineage: Eukaryota; Metazoa; Chordata; Mammalia; Rodentia; Cricetidae. The record is from RefSeq and is a predicted model, not a curated record.